This is a messenger RNA of Diabrotica balteata, 1253 nucleotides long. Lineage: Eukaryota; Metazoa; Arthropoda; Insecta; Coleoptera; Chrysomelidae. The record is from the annotation of a GenBank genome assembly.
ACUGUAUAUAAACAACAAAAACUAAUGAAUGAAACUAAAACAAAUUAAGAUGUACGCUAAGCUUUUGGUUGUAUUGGUGAUAGCUGCUCUUGCGAGCAGUGAAAUUAUCAGAAUUCCACUGAAGAAACAGACUAAUCAUGGGCAAAGAAGAUUACGUAAUAUCGCCAGAAAUGGACUACGCAGUAGAUUUGGGGGCCAAGGAGUAGUACCUUUAGUCAAUGAAUAUGAUCUUGAUUAUUAUGGAGAAAUCGGUGUUGGAACUCCCCCACAAAAGUUUAACGUAAUUUUUGACACGGGUUCUACUGAUCUUUGGGUUCCUUCGGCCAAGUGUACAAUCUAUUCGGGUCAACAAAACGGUUGCCAAAACCACAAACAGUACGAUUCUAGUAAAUCUUCAACCUACGAAGCCAACGGCAAAUCCUUCUACAUCCAAUACGGAUCUGGAGAGUUAAGCGGUUUUCUAUCUGAAGACAGUGUAGAGAUUGCCGGUCUUGCUAUAAAAAAUCAAAUAUUUGCUGAAGCAACUGACGAAACCUCUCAGUCUUUCGUUACUAGUACAUUCGAUGGUAUUUUAGGAUUAGCUUACCCACAGCUGUCAAAAGAAAAGAAUCCUCCAGUUUUUCAAAACUUGAUUAGCCAAGGUGUCGUUGACAAACCAGUAUUUUCCUUUUACCUGAGCCUAUCUGCAAAUAACGAUAAAGGAGAACUGUUGCUUGGUGGAUCAGAUUCAAAGUACUAUAAAGGAGACUUCGCCUAUUCACCAGUAUCACGAAAACUCUAUUGGCAAGUUACUGCACAAGGUAUUUCUGUUGACAACCAUAACUUAUGUCAAAAUGGAUGUGAAGCUGUAAUAGAUACUGGUACUUCUUUGAUCUAUGGACCAACCGAAGACGUUGAAGUUAUCAACAAGGCAAUUGGUGCACAAUUUGACUAUUCUGAAGGUGUUUACACCAUUAAUUGCAACACCGAUUUGAGUAAUCUCCCUGAUGUUGUAUUUGCUUUUGGAGGCAAGAAAUUUGCCAUUCCUGCCGAAGCCUACAUCGUCAAAGAUUCAGGUAUUUGUGUAUCAAGUUUCUUGCCCCAGGAGUUCUUCCUCAGUGGUUUCGAUUGGCUCGUAGGAGAUUCAUUCCUGAAGACCGUUUACACUGAAUUCGAUUUUGGUCAAAAUCGUAUUGGCUUUGCUGAACUUGCUUAAAUAUAAAUGUAAAUUUGUAAAUAGGUAAUAAUAAAAUAGUGAUAAUUAAUAAAAGAAA